AUGGCGGUCCUUGUUGAGACUACCCUGGGAGAUCUCGUAAUUGACUUAUAUGUAAAGGAACGACCAAAAUGUUCGCUCAAUUUUCUAAAACUUUGCAAGAUGAAGUACUACAAUCUUUGUCAGUUCCACACAAUUGAGCAAAACUACGUUGCCCAGACGGGUGAUCCGACAGGAACUGGAAGAGGCGGAGAGUCUAUAUUCUCGAAUCUGUAUGGAGAACAAGGACGAUAUUUCGAAAAAGAGGAUCUGCCAAAGAUGAAACAUACACGAUUAGGCAUAGUUUCCUUUGUAAAUAAUGGCAACAAUAUGCUCGGGAGCCAGUUUUUCAUUACUUUGGGAGAAGCGUUGGACUAUCUCGACGACAAACAUACAAUAUUUGGGCAAGUUACAGAAGGUUUGGACACUUUGGAGAGGUUUAACGACCAGUUAUGUGACCACGAGCACAGGCCUUACAGAGAUAUUAGAAUUGCUCAUACAAUUGUUCUUGACGAUCCUUUUGAAGAUCCUAAAAGAUUGGAAUAUCCUCGCAGAUCGCCAUCUCCUACUUUUGAAAUGCUUGUCAAGACCGACAAAAUCGCUCUUGACGAAAACAUUGACGAUUAUGAAGGAAAAACUGCAGAAGAAAUAGCAGAAGAAAUCAAAAAACGUGACAUGGCUGAGCAGGCACAGAUUCUUGAGAUGGUUGGCGAUCUAAAACAUGCUGAUGAGGCACCACCCGAUAAUGUACUCUUCGUUUGCAAAUUAAAUCCGGUGACAACGGAUGAGGAUUUGGAAAUAAUUUUCAGUCGAUUUGGAAAAAUCAUCAAGUGUGAGGUGAUUCGAGAUCGUCGUACGCAACAGUCCCUACAGUAUGCUUUUAUUGAAUUCGAAGAUCCUAAGAGCUGCGAGCAAGCGUUCUUCAAAAUGGACAACGUAUUGAUUGACGAUAGGCGUAUUCAUGUGGAUUUCUCACAAUCAGUUGCUAAACUGCAUCAGUGGGACAGAGAAGGAAAAAGUGCUGAUCGGUCUGAGGAUAAAAGAGAGACAGAAAAAAGGAACGAUAAGCUCCGCCGAUCGCCUAGAAGAAGAGAUAACUCUCCAAGAAGGACCGUAGCGGAUGAAGAACGACGAAACGAAAAACGUCAAGAGCAAAGACUAUCUCCUGUACGCAGAACGGAUCGAAGCCCAGAAAGAAAACGAAGAGAGCGAUCACGAAGCAGAGAUAAUGUACCACAAAAAUACCGUAAAGAUAGAAACCUUGAAAAAUCUAGUGGAAGAAGAUCCAGAAGCAAAGAACGGUCGUCUAGAAGAGAUGAUAGAUCGAAAAGCAGAGAAAAGACACGGGAAAAACAGAGAAAAAAUAGAAGGUCAAGCAGUAGAGAGAAUCGAAGGAGCAAGGAACGAAGUCCAAACCCGGAACGAAGAACGAAUCGAUCAGGCGAUCGUAGUAGAUCACAUUCUCCAUCUCGAAAAAAGCAUCGAAAAUGA
This is a messenger RNA of Necator americanus (New World hookworm), 1467 nucleotides long. RefSeq lists its product as uncharacterized. Gene Ontology annotation, cellular component: nucleus. The coding region runs from base 1 to 1467 and encodes 488 amino acids. The record is from RefSeq and is a predicted model, not a curated record. The transcript has 13 exons. Gene Ontology annotation, biological process: protein peptidyl-prolyl isomerization. Lineage: Eukaryota; Metazoa; Nematoda; Chromadorea; Rhabditida; Ancylostomatidae. Gene Ontology annotation, molecular function: RNA binding; peptidyl-prolyl cis-trans isomerase activity.